This is a messenger RNA of Tripterygium wilfordii, 2055 nucleotides long. Its product is annotated as signal peptide peptidase-like 4. Bases 160 to 1758 code for a protein of 532 amino acids. Gene Ontology annotation, cellular component: cytoplasmic side of endoplasmic reticulum membrane; Golgi-associated vesicle membrane; lysosomal membrane. NCBI's taxonomy places the organism in Eukaryota, Viridiplantae, Streptophyta, Magnoliopsida, Celastrales, Celastraceae. The record is from RefSeq and is a predicted model, not a curated record. Gene Ontology annotation, biological process: membrane protein proteolysis. Gene Ontology annotation, molecular function: aspartic endopeptidase activity, intramembrane cleaving. The transcript is spliced from 14 exons.
CUGUGCCUCCCUUUCUUCACAUUCCAUUCCCCUUCUUCCGCAAGUUCGCUCUCUCUCUCUCUCUCUCUCUCUCUAAAACCCUAAAUCUUUCAUUUUCUUUAUUUCGUUGUCUCUCUCAAGAAGCGAAUACAGGCUCUUUUUUUUCUUUCUAAAUUAAUAAUGGAGUUGUGUGUAGCGUUUAUGUCAUUGUUAUUAGUGUUAAUUCCACGCUUCGGGUCAGCUGGGGACAUAGUACACCAAGACGAUAUUGCUCCGAAGAGGCCUGGUUGCGAAAACAACUUCGUACUGGUAAAAGUCCCAACGUGGGUAGAUGGUGUAGAGGACGUCGAGUAUGUUGGCGUCGGUGCUCGUUUUGGUCCUACCUUGGAAUCGAAGGAGAAACAUGCUAAUCACAUUAAACUUGCUAUGGCAGACCCUCCUGAUGGCUGCACCGUACCAAAAAAUAAGUUUUCAGGGGAAUUCAUUCUUGCACACCGAGGAAAUUGCAGCUUCACAACCAAGGCAAAUAUUGCUGACGAUGCUGGUGCUUUAGCCAUAAUUAUAAUAAACAACCAGACAGAACUUUUCAAGAUGGUGUGUGAAACCAACGAGAGUGAUGUAGUGAUAGGCAUUCCUACUGUCAUGCUCCCACAAUAUGCUGGUGCAAACUUGGAAAACUUGCUAAAGAACGGCUCCAUGGUUUCUUUGCAACUAUACUCUCCUCGGCGUCCACCGGUGGAUGUUGCAGAGGUGUUUUUAUGGUUGAUGGCUGUCAGUACUAUAAUAUGUGCUUCUUACUGGUCGGCACGGAGUGCAAAAGAAGCAGCUAUAGAGCUGGAUAAGCUCUUAAAGGAUGGUUCGGAUGUAGAUAUGGACGGGUUAGGUUCUAAUGGUGCUGUGGACAUUAAUGUGACAUCAGCCAUUCUCUUUGUUGUAAUUGCUUCUUGUUUUCUGGUUAUGUUGUACAAACUCAUGUCAUUCUGGUUCAUUGAGGUUCUGGUGGUUCUGUUUUGCAUUGGCGGCACAGAGGGCCUCCAAACUUGCGUGGUGUCUUUGUUAUCUUGUUUCAGAAGGUUUCAACGUGCUGGGGAGACGUUUGUUAAAAUUCCCUUCUUUGGAGCUGUCUCGUAUCUUACAUUAGUCGUUUCUCCACUCUGCAUUACAUUUUCUGUUCUUUGGGCGGUUUAUCGACGCUAUUCGUUGGCUUGGAUUGGUCAGGAUAUCCUUGGCAUUGCAUUGAUUAUCACAGUUCUUCAGAUUGUUCGUGUACCAAACCUCAAGGUUGGAACAGUUCUUCUCAGUUGCGCAUUCUUGUAUGACAUUUUCUGGGUUUUCGUAUCAAAAUUAUGGUUCCGUGAGAGUGUGAUGGUAGUGGUAGCUCGUGGUGAUAAGAGUGGAGAGGAUGGUAUUCCAAUGUUGCUGAAGAUUCCACGGAUGUUCGAUCCUUGGGGUGGGUUCAGCAUAAUUGGUUUCGGUGAUAUCAUAUUACCAGGAUUGCUGGUAGCUUUUUCACAAAGGUAUGAUUUUCUGGCAAGGAGAAGUUUUCGAGCAGGCUACUUCGUUUGGGCGAUGACUGCUUAUGGUUUAGGUCUCCUCAUCACUUACAUCGCUUUGAACAUGAUGGAUGGACAUGGCCAGCCAGCUUUGCUUUACAUUGUUCCCUUCACACUUGGCACUUUUCUGACUUUGGGAAAGAAGAGAGGUGAACUCAAAACCUUAUGGUCAAAAGGAGCACCAGAGGGGCCCUGCAAUCAUGUCCAACUCCAACCGGCACAGUAGUAUAUGCCACGACGUCUUGCUAAUGAAUUUGCGUGCUGGUUAUGGUUAGUACAGGAAGCUCGGGAGUUUAAUCUGCAUAUAAGGUAUAGGACGUAACACUUGUAGAAUAACAAUUGCUUUUCAUAUAGCAUUCGAGCUUAGGAUGCAGUGCACAAAAAAUGUAACCCCUUGUUUACGUAGAGGCAUGAGUACUAUUAUGAACCAAAUCAGUCAGAGACUGCUCCAAGAUCAUCUGUAAUUGAAUUCUCUAAUGGUUAGCAUUUUUAAUGAAAGCUGGAGCAUAGGUUUCCUUAAAAA